ACGGGCUUUAUCAUGCAUAGUUUACCCUACCUGAAGUUUACUUGUAUAGACUACUACAUUACCGGAUCUGGGCCGGAUAAAAUCCUGAAGUAUGCUAAAUCAUUUUCUUAUUAUCAUCUUACUCUAAUAUAAUAAAUGCCAAAUAAUGUUGUACAAACGUUAAACUAUUUAUUUGUUAAUUUAUUUAUUAAGUACGUCAUGAGCAAUUUAUAUAACAUAAAUUACAUUAAAACGUAUACGUAACUGAAAUAUAUAAAAAUAUUCAAAUUUUAAUUAUUAAUAUUUUAAACGUCAUUGCCAUCACUAUCUUGAUCGCGAGUUCUUUUUCUGCUGUCACGACCUCGAUCCCAAUCAGCAGCAUUGUUUAUAACAGUUCCAAUCAGUCCCAGUAAAUCAGCAUUUGUCACUGUUUGUCCCUUCUUACCAUAUGCAUUCUGCAUUGCAUCUGAAAAAUAUUAUACUUAUUUAUGAAGAAUAUUUUUAUAUAAAUACAUGAGCCAAAAAUAAUUUUUUUAUUUCCUGUCUUACCAAACAAGCAGUCGUAAAACUUAGAAUCUUUAAAAAUGUACUUUAAAAUAGGAGUUAUAACGUUGGCAGCUACAUUUUUCUCUUGAGUAUUUAUAUUGCAGCCAAAAUAAGUUUUCUGAAAUGAAUAAAUAUAGAUUAAAUUUGAAUUUUUUUUUCUUUGUGUAAUUUAACAUCUAUAGUUCUUCUAAGGUUUUUAGCAAUACCUAUGUAAACAAAUUUGGCUUCAUCUUCCGGAUAAUUUUCUUUAAAAUUCUUAAUUUCAAAUAGUUUUUUUUUACCUGUUUUUAAAAAUGUGUUUGCACAUGCAGGAAGUUCAGAAUAAUACGUUUUCAAUGUUUUCAAUAAAGCAUCUAGAUGAGUAUUAGGAAUGGUAAACGUAAAAAACCAUUUCUUCAAGUCUUUCGCCUAUUCUACUAAUUCAUCAUUAUUAUACUUCUUUGCUAUAACAGGUGCAUCUGUAUCUGAUUCUUUAUUCUUAACAAUGUUUUCUAUGUCUUCUACUUCCUGAACUUGUAUAAAUUGUAUCGUAGUAGUCUGCUACAGUUUACAUGUUUUCUAAAUCUAGGCAAGCAAAUCCGGGCCGGGUUAACGCAAUUUCCUUUGCUCUGUAGCAGAAAAGGAGUCUCAUAACCUCUGAAAACGCUAGCAUACAAAAUUGUGAUUGAUUUUGAUUGUUGAUUUUCGUGAUAUUUUAAAUAAAUUAAUAGUGAAAAAUGCCGAAAGUAUGUUGUGUACCAACCUGCAAAAUGCGGAGCGACGAUUUCGAUAGUUUAAAGAAAACUUUUCACACCAGAUAAAGAUUUGAGACAAAAAUGGAAACAACAAUUGAAAGCGGAGUUUAUGGAUUUGUCGUUGCCAAAAUAUUCAUAUGUGUGCAGUUCACAUUUCAAGCCUGAUUGUUUUUAUUUUUCUGGACUGUGUACAAAUCUGAGAUUAAAAAAAAGGAUCUUAUCCAUCAAUAUUCUCAAGCUUGGAAGAUAAUAAGUUAGAAAAACAGUUUGUCGAAGCAGAUACAAGUUUAAAUCAUAAUAAUUCACAAUUGAUGGAAGCAGAAGACAGUAAGCAGGUUGAUAUUUGUACCAAUGAAGCACCUGAUAGUCGAUCAAAGGAUUAUCAAGCAGAAUCAGAUGGAGAAAGUGACACGAGUCCUCUCAUGGAUGUGCCAGACUUUGUGGCAGCAGAAUUACCGACCAAAGCUAAUGUGUCUGAAAGCAACAAUCCAACUGAUAAGAUGAUAUCAAAGUCUCGAGUGAAAUCUUUGACGAAUGUAGAUGUUGAAAGUUUAGAUGCACCAGUAGAUGUGAAAGACAUUCUGCGAAAUGCAAAGGCACAAAUAAUAUCUCUUCAGCGAAAAAAUAAAACUUUACAGACAAAACUUUAUCGCUGGAAAAAAGGAGUUAAAACGGGAAAUUCUUUGCUGUCACACCUAAAGCACCGUAAAUAUAUAAACGAGAAUGUUGUCGAUUCACUAAAAGUAAGUAAAUUGUUAAGUAAUUCUUGACUUCUGUAGUAUUAAGUAAUUGGUUAUGUACUAUGUAAACCUUCUUUCAUUUAUUUAUUUUUUUCUUUAUUUCUAAAUCUCAUAUUUAUAUGAAAGUUAUGUAAAAAUAUUAUUGUAUUGCAUAGAAACCGAUUUUUUAUGACCUAAUAUAUAGGAACAAGUGUGUGUAGGUGUGAGUGAGAAAAGUUUAAGAAAGAAUGCACAUAAGUAUAUAGCCUAUAAGAUGAAUUGUAAUUCAUUAUUUUCUACACAGUCGGACGACAAUUGAUAUUUUAAUUCCAUAACAAUUUUAUUGAUUUGAAAUUAUUUUUUGUCAAUUCUUGUUUUACUUCGAUGCAAACUAUUGAAAAUCAUGUAAGUGUGUUAAGGAUGUAUGCGUAUAAAUUAAUCGCAUCAUAUUUUAUGUUUAAAAAUAUUUUAUUGUAUAUUAUAACAAAUCUCUAGUCACGAAAGUAUAAAAUAUCAUUUUUAAUCAUGUACAUAAAUAAACAUCAAAUGAAAUUCUUAUACAAACAAAUACAAAAGUUGAUUUCUAUUCGUUGGAUCUAUUUCUUAAAAAUUGCUUGAUAUUGAAAAUUCUCUUGUCUAGAGUUUGCUACGUUAAUGUAAGAAAUUUUAGUUUUAAUUUUGCAUUUGUCGAUUUUUUAAUAAAACAUUUUUGUACACAAUAAUUGUAUAUAAUUUUCUAAAAGAUUCAUUAAAAUAUAAAAUAUAAUAAA
This is a messenger RNA of Nasonia vitripennis (jewel wasp), 2748 nucleotides long. RefSeq lists its product as uncharacterized. The record is from RefSeq and is a predicted model, not a curated record. The transcript is spliced from 5 exons. The coding region runs from base 1571 to 2029 and encodes 152 amino acids. NCBI's taxonomy places the organism in Eukaryota, Metazoa, Arthropoda, Insecta, Hymenoptera, Pteromalidae.